Molecule: messenger RNA, 1098 nt
Organism: Tarenaya hassleriana
Lineage: Eukaryota; Viridiplantae; Streptophyta; Magnoliopsida; Brassicales; Cleomaceae
Exons: 3
Coding region: 1-1098 (365 amino acids)
Source: RefSeq, a predicted model, not a curated record
AUGCCCCCAGCAAAAGCCUCAAAAGUCUCUGAGGAAUACAGAAAAGAGAAGAUGAAGGGGAAGAAGAAAAUCCAGGAAGAAAAGGAACCACCCAGUUCACCUUCUGGAUCAGAAGAUGAGGAGCUACUGCAACUUCAAGGAGCACUAGGAUUAGAAGAAACAGUCACGUAUGCUUGCCCACAUAGCAAAAUUCUGAUCAAGGAAUUCUAUGCUAACCUCUCGAAGAAGAUUGUGAGGGCGGGAGACCCGAUGUACCAUCGAGUGUACAUACGGGGAAAGAUCCUACACUUCUCUCCAGCAGUGAUCAACAAGUUCUUAGGAUUGAAGAACACAGUGGUGGCAACCAUGGACGAAUUGGAUAGAGAGAUUGAUCAGAAGGAACUGGAAAUAGCACUCACUGAUAGCUAUGACGAGAAGAGGAAAGAAGAGAUAGCUCCAGUAGACCUGAAUUUCGAAUCUUCAGUUCUGUUCAAGAUCGCCAGAUCCAACUGGUUACCAACUCAGCGAUCGAGUCUGAUCCACAAGAGAUUGGCAAUACUCAUCUAUUGCGUGAAGAAGGGAAUCAAGAUCAAUUAUGGAAGUAUGAUCUUUGAUCACAUUCUGGAUAGAGCACUGAACUUCAGAGCAAGGUUCAGGUUACCCUAUCCAUGCUUGAUUCAGAGUAUACUCACUAAGCAGUGCCCUGAACUCAUUGAUCCAAAGGAGAACACUGAGAUAAUCCAAAAACCUCUGGUGGUUGAGUCAAGGAUCAAAAGGAAGAAGGGAAAAGGAAAGAAGGACUACAAGAAGAUGCUGGAGACUCUCAAGGAUGCUGAGAAAGCACUGAUCAAGAUGGAGCUCGGACUAAGGAAGCAGGUACUCCUCACCUUAAUAUUACUGUUUUUGAUUAUUUCAUCCAUGCCCACAGGGGGAGAAGUUGAGGAAGCCGAAGGAGACCUAGAUUCAGAGGAAGAAGACUCAGAAGAGGAGGAAGAAGGAGAUGAUUCUGAGAUGCCUAAACCAACUCCUAAGAAAGUGGAGGUAUUGAAGAAGUCAGGAACGAGCAGGAAGGCUAGAAGAGCCAGGAGUCCUUCCGAUGACUCAUCACUUCGUUUUUGA